UUGCAGAUAUCGUAAAACAAUUUAAUAUUAUUUUGUCAAUAAAAAAUCAAAUAUUUAUUGCCCGUGUUAAAAUUAUAUUAAUAUCCACCGGGAAAGUGUACAGUGUCAAAAUAACCCGCAUGUUGUCACUAUGACUAAACGCGUGCGUUUGAUACAAGCGAUCGGAUAACUUGAUUUAGUGAGCAUAGAAAAUAUGUGAAAAUUUUGAACUUAUAUUAGAAUAUCACUAAGAUACUGUACUUUUAAAUAUAUAACUGCGACGUGUCAAUGAAUUAAAAACAAAGAUGUUGAAGGGAAUAUCAGUAUUACACACACUAAUGUUAAUAACAAUUAUUUUUGGCCAAACAAUUAAUAAAAAUGGAAAGAUGAACCAGAUUAAUUAUUCAUUUCCACAAACGCCAUUGAUGAAAAUGUUAGCUCAGACAAUAGCACCUAAUUUCGCCCAGCAAGAUCCGACAGAUUUAUUCGAUUUUUUAAGAGACAAAUAUCCACUGCCGAAUGGUCUCCGAUCACCGUACUCCGAAUAUGACUACGUCAUUGUGGGAGCAGGUUCAGCGGGCUCGGUCCUCGCCGCUCGCCUCUCAGAAGACCCGAAUGUGACUGUACUGCUUUUAGAGGCGGGAAAACCUGAGUCAUUCAUCACUGAUGUCCCGAGUAUAGCACCCUACUUCCAAAGAACAGAGUACACUUGGCCGUACUUCAUGGAAAAGCAACCAAAUGUUUGUUUAGGUAUGAAUAACAACAGAUGUUUCUGGCCGCGCGGGAAAGCCGUCGGUGGUACUAGUGUUAUAAAUUACAUGAUCUACACUAGGGGCCGGGCGCAAGAGUGGGACCGGAUUGCAGCUGACGGCAACUAUGGAUGGUCAUAUGCAGAUGUCCUCCAAUACUACAUGAAGAGUGAACGAAACAACAUGCGAGGAUAUGAAGAUUCACCUUAUAGAGGAAAAUCUGGAGAACUAAAUGUCGAAUUUGUUUCAUUCAGAACGCCACUGAUUGAUGCCUUUUUGGAAGCGGGAAGGAUUUUAGGUCAUCCGACCAUAGACUAUAAUACACCGGAGCAACUUGGAUUUGGUUAUUUGCAAGCAACAGUCACAGGAGGCAAACGCAUGAGUGCCGCCAAGGCUUUCUUACAUCCGAACAAAGGACGACCAAACCUACACAUACUACCUGUAAGCACAGCUACAAAAGUGAUAAUCGACCCCAAAACUAAAAUGGCCAAAGGCGUGGAAUAUGUUAGAAAUAGAUUAAGGUUAAAGGUGAAAGCAAAAAGAGAAGUGAUAUUAUCUGCAGGACCAAUAGCUUCCCCUCAGCUACUGAUGCUCUCAGGCAUUGGUCCAAAAAAUCAUUUAUUACGUCAUGGAAUCCCUGUUAUAGAAGAUUUGCCGGUUGGUGCCACAUUGUAUGAUCAUAUUACUUUUCCCGGUAUUGUAUUUACGCUUAAUGAAACAAAUGUAAGCUUAAUUGAAAGUAAUGCUGCAACACUGAAUGCAGUUAUCCAAUGGCUGCAGUUCGGAGAUGGCCCUGUAGCGACUACUGGUGCAGCAGAAGGCAUAGGAUAUAUAAAAACUCCAGUUUCUAAUGAUCCAGAUAACGUUCCAGAUAUGGAGCUAAUAAGUAUCGGUGGUUCACUAGUAUCUGACGGGGGUCCUCUAGGUAGCAAAGCAACAAGAAGAGGUAUGAUGAUCAACGAACAAGUCUUCGAUGGAGCCUAUGGAUCUAUAGAUAGUACAAACACAUGGACCGCAUUUCCGAUGCUGCUGCAUCCAAAAUCAGUAGGUCGUUUAGAGUUAAAGAACAAUAACCCAUUCAGCCAUCCGCGUAUGUAUGGUAAUUAUUUAUCUGACCCAAGUGACGUAGCGACUUUUGUGGCAGCAAUCCGUCAUAUUCAAGCAUUGGCGGCCACAGCUCCAUUCCAGAAAUUUGGUGCACGCAUACACCGCGCACAAUACCCCGCUUGCCGUAAUACAAAGUUUGAUUCCGAUGAAUAUUGGGAGUGCGCCGUGCGUACAUUAACCGCCACAUUACAUCAUCAGAUCGCAACGUGUCGAAUGGGUCCUGAUAAUGACCCUCUAGCGAUAGUUGAUCCAGAAUUACGCGUGUAUGGCGUUGGCCGAUUACGAGUGGUCGACUCGAGCAUUAUACCCCGUACUGUCUCCGCACAUACAAAUGCACCGGCGAUUAUGAUUGGAGAAAAGGCUGCAGAUAUGAUUAAACGCACUUGGAGUUAA
Achroia grisella is the source of this 2228-nucleotide messenger RNA. Its product is annotated as glucose dehydrogenase [FAD, quinone]-like. Gene Ontology annotation, molecular function: flavin adenine dinucleotide binding; oxidoreductase activity, acting on CH-OH group of donors. NCBI's taxonomy places the organism in Eukaryota, Metazoa, Arthropoda, Insecta, Lepidoptera, Pyralidae. The coding region runs from base 285 to 2228 and encodes 647 amino acids. The transcript has 5 exons. The record is from RefSeq and is a predicted model, not a curated record.